AUCAAUUCUCACCAAGGAGGUCGUCAAUACCGAAUCCCGUCUGCGGGUCUCACAUCAGAACUCUAGCCAGGCCGGGCAGGCUCAGUGCUAGGGGGAGGAGCCCCUUCCGGGUCAGUCGGCUGAAGUUGCUAUCAGCCGGGGAUAGGACAACGCGCGCCGGCCCGCUUUACGGCAAAGGUGUGCGCGUUUGCGACAGCAUGACGCAACCGCUGCGCUUGGAGUCAUGGCAGUGCCUUUUGUGGAAGACUGGGACUUGGUGCAAACUCUGGGAGAAGGUGCCUAUGGAGAAGUUCAACUUGCUGUGAAUAGAAUAACUGAAGAAGCUGUUGCCGUGAAAAUUGUAGACAUGAAGCGGGCCAUAGACUGUCCAGAAAAUAUUAAGAAAGAGAUCUGCAUCAAUAAAAUGUUAAAUCAUGAGAAUGUAGUGAAAUUCUAUGGCCACCGGAGGGAAGGCAAUAUCCAGUAUCUAUUUCUGGAGUACUGCAGUGGAGGAGAGCUUUUUGACAGAAUAGAGCCAGACAUAGGCAUGCCUGAACAAGAUGCUCAGAGGUUCUUCCAUCAACUCAUGGCAGGAGUGGUUUAUUUGCAUGGAAUUGGAAUAACUCACAGGGAUAUUAAACCAGAAAACCUCCUCUUGGAUGAAAGGGAUAACCUCAAAAUCUCUGACUUUGGCUUGGCGACAGUGUUUCGGCAUAAUAAUCGUGAACGCUUACUAAACAAGAUGUGUGGUACUUUACCUUAUGUUGCUCCAGAGCUUCUAAAGAGAAAAGAAUUUCAUGCAGAACCAGUUGAUGUUUGGUCCUGUGGAAUAGUACUUACUGCAAUGUUGGCUGGAGAGUUGCCGUGGGACCAGCCCAGUGACAGCUGUCAGGAAUAUUCUGAUUGGAAAGAAAAAAAAACCUAUCUCAAUCCUUGGAAAAAAAUUGAUUCUGCUCCUCUGGCUUUGCUUCAUAAAAUUCUAGUUGAGAAUCCAUCAGCAAGGAUUACCAUCCCAGACAUUAAAAAGGAUAGAUGGUACAACAAACCAUUUAACAGAGGUGCAAAGAGGCCCCGAGCCACUUCAGGUGGUAUGUCAGAGUCUUCUAGUGGAUUCUCUAAGCACAUUCAUUCCAAUUUGGACUUUUCUCCAGUAAAUAGUGCUUCUAGUGAAGAAAAUGUGAAGUUCUCUAGUUCCCAGCCAGAGCCACGGACAGGGCUUUCCUUGUGGGACACUGGUUCCUCCUACGUUGACAAAUUGGUACAAGGCAUCAGCUUUUCACAGCCUACGUGUCCUGAUCACAUGCUUGUAAACAGUCAGUUACUUGGUACCCCUGGGUCCUCACAGAACCCCUGGCAGCGUUUGGUCAAAAGAAUGACACGCUUCUUCACCAAACUGGAUGCAGACAAAUCUUACCAGUGCCUGAAAGAGACCUGCGAGAAGUUGGGCUAUCAGUGGAAGAAGAGUUGUAUGAACCAGGUCACUGUAUCAACAACUGAUAGAAGAAACAAUAAGUUGAUUUUCAAAAUAAAUUUGGUAGAAAUGGAUGAGAAGAUACUUGUUGACUUCCGGCUUUCUAAGGGCGAUGGAUUAGAGUUCAAGAGACACUUCCUGAAGAUUAAAGGGAAGCUCAGUGAUGUUGUGAGCAGCCAGAAGGUUUGGUUUCCUGUUACAUGAUGAAGCUGUCAGCUCUGGAGACUCCUGGUGACUAUAGUGCUGCUAUGUUGACAUUAUUCUUCCUAGAGAAGAUUAUCCUGUUCUGCAAACUGCAAACAAUAGUUUUUGAAGAGUUCUCUUCCUAUUAUCCAAACAUCUUCCAAUUCUGAGUAUGUUUUGCAUACAAAUAAUACUGUAUUUUAAUUGUAUGUAAUACUUUGGGGAAAGGAUGGAUCAAAUUCAUUAGGUAUUUCUCCAGCUGUGUUUAAAUGGUCUGAAUUUGAAACCUAUCUGGUAGAAACCAACUUUUGGGAUACAUGAGUUUGCAAGCUUUUAUACCAAUGUAGUAUGACUUCUGAAAAAAAAAAGAAAAUGAGAACAUUUUGCUUCAUUCUAAGAAAACAUGUUUCUUCUCUGCUAUUUAAUUGUAAGGAUGAAUAAACAAAGACCAUGUACAGUUGAUUGAUCCAUGAAGUGAGCCUGCUACAAAGAGUGUAUCCCAAGAUAUGUGCUGUAUUUUCACUUUGGGUGUGUGCGCUGCACAAGGGCUUGACCAGUUCUAGAAAACUGUUGUUGAGUUAUAAUGAUUAAAAUUACAAGCUUUUUUUUUCCCCCCUGGUGUAGCUAGUCAAGUAUAAAGCACUGGUUGGUCUUUGAAGAAGUUGAACAUAAGCUCUGGUGCUUAUCUUACUUUAAAUUACACACUUGAGUAACUUUUUGUACAUUCACAGUCAUAUUUUAACUCUAGAAAUAAAUUCUAUUUUUAAAAUCAA
This is a messenger RNA of Peromyscus eremicus (cactus mouse), 2406 nucleotides long. It is a transcript of the gene Chek1, whose product is annotated as checkpoint kinase 1. NCBI's taxonomy places the organism in Eukaryota, Metazoa, Chordata, Mammalia, Rodentia, Cricetidae. The transcript is spliced from 13 exons. Gene Ontology annotation, cellular component: cytoplasm; nucleus; site of double-strand break. The coding region runs from base 224 to 1654 and encodes 476 amino acids. Gene Ontology annotation, biological process: mitotic G2 DNA damage checkpoint signaling; protein phosphorylation. Gene Ontology annotation, molecular function: protein serine/threonine kinase activity; ATP binding. The record is from RefSeq and is a predicted model, not a curated record.